AUGGAAGUGUCUAACGAAAUAAAAGAAGAUAUUCGUAAAACGCAGUCGGACUUGAAAAAUGCCAUAAAAGUUCAUCAGAUAUGGGUGGCAAGAUUGCAAGAUGACGAAAGUAAUAUUCAUUUGAAAAGUAAAGUAAAUGAGGCAGAAAAAGAAAUAAUAGCAAUAGGUCAUGCACAAAAAUUAGUUGUAGAUAGACUUAGAAGAGAAUUAGAAUUGUAUCAACAGAAACUGAGAGCUCGUAACAAGCAAGUGAGCAUAGAGAAUGACAAUAGGUAUGUAGCUCAACAAUUAAGAGAUCAUCAAUUACAAUAUCAUAAUAGGAAUCGGAAUGUGUCCCUGUUGAAGCCUUCAGUACUAAAUGAAAUACAAAUCAAAACUGAAAACAAUGGAAAUGACAUUAACAAUGCCUCGGAUUCAGAUAGUGAAAACAAAUAUAGUGAAAAAGAAAAUACAAAUUGUGAAAUCGAUGAAAAGGAGAAAUUUCCAAGGAAUUUUUCACAAUUACCAAUAGUUCAUGAUAGGACUAAUUUUACUAAUACCUUGAACAAAGUAAAGGAAGCCCUCAUAGAAAGUAAAAUUCAAGAUGAUGAUUGGCAAGAGCGAUCAGAUUCAGAUUCAUCACCAACGGAUAUUUCUCCAACACCAUCACCACCACCUUUACCAGAACCUGGUGAACCUAUAUCUAAGGAAUUAUUUAUGAGAUUAAUUGGCUUAAUUACUCCACACCAAAAAGAUAUAUUAGAAAGGAAACGAAAUGAACGUCGCAAAAGAUCUACAAACAACACUAGUAAAGGAGAGUUUCUGUAUGGCAGUUACGAGAUGUUACCUAAACGUAAGAAAUAUAAUCAAUAUCCAUAUCUACAAUCACACACUGACCCGCCACAAACUCGCUCUGCCAAAUUAAGGAAACAACAGAGUCAAAAUAAAUCAUCGCGUGAAGGUUCUCCAUCAGGGUCAUCAUCAGAAAAUAAAGGAGGAGGCUGGAGUAGCAACAAGCCAUCUUGGAUUGCUUCCCUCCCCGCGGGGCUUUCCGUAGAGCCGGUGUAUUCUCCUACAAAGAAAGUCUGUCAUGGUUGUGGGAGAAAUGACGUGCCGUCGCUGCUGGUGUGGUGCGCGGCGUGCAGCGUGUGGCAGCACACGGGCUGCGGCGCGCGCGGGCGCUGCGCGGCGUGCGGCGCCGCGCUGCCCGACCCCGCCGCCGCGCCGCCGCACGCCGCCCCGCACGCCGCCGCGCACGACCUCGACGUGUACAGAGACAAACUUGCAGAACGCAAACGCCUACAAGAGAAGAAUAUCGAACUGUGUGUUGAACUGCGCAAGUUAGAAGCGAGGGCGGCUACGUUGAAAGAAAAUUUGGAUGAACAUAAUGCUGAAAAGCGACAACUGUUAGCCGACCAAAUAAAAACACAGAGAAACCUCCAGAAACUUCUAGACUUUAUCAGCCAAUUCAAAGAAACGUCUAUUAGCAUCCGUUCAACGUCUGUCAGCGAGUCGGGCAGCGAAGUUAGUAGGAGUAACGAGGAA
Messenger RNA from Brenthis ino (lesser marbled fritillary), 1524 nucleotides. Lineage: Eukaryota; Metazoa; Arthropoda; Insecta; Lepidoptera; Nymphalidae. The record is from the annotation of a GenBank genome assembly.